This is a messenger RNA of Gallus gallus (chicken), 4202 nucleotides long. It is a transcript of the gene BEST1, whose product is annotated as bestrophin 1. The record is from RefSeq and is a predicted model, not a curated record. Lineage: Eukaryota; Metazoa; Chordata; Aves; Galliformes; Phasianidae. The transcript is spliced from 10 exons. Gene Ontology annotation, molecular function: chloride channel activity. Bases 258 to 2546 code for a protein of 762 amino acids.
AGAAAGGAACAGGGCAAAAGACAACAGAGUCUCUUUUGUAAUGAGGAAGGAUUAUGGCAUCAAGUGACCGGCUGCAGCUCCCAAGUGGGUUUCAGGCUCCUUAGUACACCGCAUCUGUCAGGUUCAAUCCCCCCAUGAGCCAAGGGGGCAAGGAAAGGCAGGCUGUGGUGCUGGCCACAAAGGACCCAGCGAGGACACAUGCAGGACCAAACCUCCACCGUCUCCAGUGCAGCUCAGGAGCCCGUGACUGACCUGUGAUGACAGUGACAUACACUAACCGCGUGGCCGAUGCCCGCCUCGGCACCUUCUCACAGCUCCUGCUCCAAUGGAAAGGCAGCAUCUACAAACUCCUCUACUCUGAGUUCCUUAUUUUCAUCUCCCUCUACUUCGCCAUCAGCCUUGUCUACAGGCUGAUCCUCAGUGAAAGCCAAAGGCUGAUGUUUGAGAAGCUGGCACUCUACUGCAACAGCUAUGCUGAGCUAAUCCCUGUGUCCUUUGUGCUGGGUUUCUACGUGUCCCUGGUGGUGUCCCGCUGGUGGGCGCAGUACGAGAGCAUCCCAUGGCCUGACCGCAUCAUGAACUUGGUCUCCUGCAACGUGGACGGGGAGGAUGAGUACGGGCGGCUGCUGCGCCGCACCCUGAUGCGCUACAGCAACCUGUGCAGCGUGCUGAUCUUGCGCUCCGUCAGCACCGCUGUCUACAAGCGCUUCCCCAGCAUGGAGCACGUCGUGAGGGCAGGCCUCAUGACACCUGAAGAGCACAAGAAGUUUGAGAGCUUGAAUUCCCCCCACAACAAGUUUUGGAUCCCAUGCGUGUGGUUCUCCAAUCUGGCUGUGAAAGCAAGGAAUGAGGGGAGGAUCCGGGACAGCGUGCUGCUCCAAGGCAUCCUGAAUGAGCUCAACACUUUGCGCAGCCAAUGCGGGCGGCUCUAUGGGUAUGACUGGAUCAGCAUUCCCCUGGUCUACACCCAGGUGGUGACCGUGGCUGUUUACAGCUUCUUCCUGGCCUGUCUGAUCGGGCGGCAGUUCCUGGAUCCUGAAAAAGCGUACCCUGGCCACGAACUGGAUCUCUUCGUGCCUGUCUUUACGUUUUUGCAGUUCUUCUUCUAUGCUGGCUGGUUAAAGGUGGCCGAGCAGCUAAUUAACCCUUUUGGGGAGGACGAUGAUGACUUUGAAACCAACUGGCUCAUCGACAGGAACCUGCAGGUCUCCCUUAUGGCAGUGGAUGAGAUGCAUCAGGAUUUGCCCAUUCUGGAGAAGGACCUAUACUGGAACGAGCCUGAUCCACAACCACCUUACACUGCAGCCACUGCUGAAUACAAACGCCCAUCGUUCCUUGGAUCAACCUUUGAUAUCAGCAUGCAGAAAGAAGAGAUGGAGUUCCAGCCCCUGGAGCAAAUUAAAGAGAACGAGGAAGCAAACCAUUCCACGCCACUACUGGGACACCUGGGCCGCCUCCUGGGUGUCCAGUCACCGAGUUUCUCCAGAUCCUCUUCCCGGAUGAACCUACUGCGCAGGCGAGGGGAGCCCACGUCCCCCUUCUCCCAUUACACAUACCAAGACAUGGGCAAGUCGGGAAACAUCAGUCACCCAAGGGGAGACACCAACUCACAGGAGCACUGGGACGGCGAGGAUAGAAAACUAAGGGAGUUUGACGCCUUCAUAUCGACCCCAUUUUACGAGAGACCUGGUUUCUACAGUGCCCCACAGACACCCAUCAGCUCCAUCCCCAUGAUCUUCCCUUCCAGACGCCAAGGGCGCAAGAAGCCGCCCGCGCUCUCCAGCAUAGCUGCCUGCUCAAAUUCUCUUAAGGAUGUCGUCAACUCCUCACCUUCCAGGAUGAGUGACACGUACAAAAGCCAGAGCUCCCUCGGCUCAGGCGCAAAGGAAACCUUUAUUUGGCCAACAGAACGGAAUAAAGGUCCUGACUCACUGGUUGUAAUGGUGGAGGAAGAAAAGAGCAACUCUAGCAGCAAAAGCAGAGAAGCUGCCAUCACUGGAAGUCCAGCAGCUCUGUCCACAGCAUCAGACAGCCCUAAAUUCCCUUUCCUAGCAGAGUCCCCAGACCACGAACAGCAGGGCAGCUUCAAAAGUCUGAAGAGUUUAAAAGGCUCCCACCCACCCUGGCUGACCCUGGAGAACGCAGCAACGACCACUUCCAAUUGUGAGCAGUUGAGUGCCUUCCCCCAACCUGGCAACAUACCGCCCAGCAGCAGCACCUCCCUCUGCUUCUCAUUCACUCCUGUCUCAUCUCCAGUGCUGGAGAGAUCGCCCAUAGGGAACAGAGGCCCUGAUACUCACAGCCUAAGUUCAGAAGACACAGCUAGUGCACCAGACCAGCAUCCAUCAGAGGUUUCCAGGAGCGUGAGAGAUACAGCAAACAGAAGUAGCAAUGCUCCUCCUACGAGAGAGACAAGAAGAGCAGAAAGUCCAUCCACUAAUGACUCUGGCAUCUCUCUUGCUGAGGGUGACUACGUGGGGCUGAUGGAGGUGAUCAUGGAGGCAAGUGAAAGCGUAUGUGAAGAGCAGAUGGAUCAGUGCAGCUAGAGGAGAGUGACACACACACGUAUGCCAGGUAUCCAAGAAGUGAUACUGCGUUGUCUUCACACCUGGCCCACACUAGCACUCAUCCUCCUAACGGAAGGGCAGUGCUGCCAGAAUUCAUGUUUCUGGACUAUUUUUCACCUCCGGCCCAGCACCAGUGACUCACCACUGCUGGACUCAGGCAUAGCAGCAGGCAUUUGACUUCAGUGCUGCAACAAGAAAAAAAGAGGAAAAAAAAAAUCUCUACAGACUCUAGCAAAACAAGACUUCUAGCAUUAGGUAUUACAAAUGCCUAACUGUAGAACCAUAGCUGAACAUACUGUUCUGAAGACUCCGGAGUGCAGAUAUAGCCCAAAGCAGAAGAGGUAUGUAGUUAAGGAUACUUAAUUACAGUGAGAAUUGAAGCUCCAAGUUCACACUACUAUUUGCCAUAAGGCCCAGGACUUGCACAAGUUGCUCCAGGGAAACAAAGUGACCGAGAAACAACAUUUGUGAUACAGAGCCACAGCGCUUCAGGAAGUCCUGUCCAGCUGAUGUUCUCCAGCAGCAGUGAGGCAAUGGGGUAAGGCUACUCAAACAAGUGGCUGCCAUCAAUGGUAUUGACAUUGCUUCAAGUUCUCUUAUACUGCUGAUUUGAAAGUACUCAGAGAAGUCAUCUGGAUGGUAGCAGGCAACACAAAGCUAAGGUUCUUAACAAGUCUUCCCUAAAAAAAGAAAAAACCCAACCCUAAAAGCAAGGCAGAUGUCCAGGCCCACUUGCUUCCUCGUUUUAGUUUCCACACAAUAAAAGUUUAAUGAAACCAUGAAGUUCUUCCUCUUUUCACAGAAAGUUGUGUGUUCCCUUCAAUCACAAGAGCACAUAAGUUCAGUCCACCCACCUCCCUUCCAACACCCUUGCACAAUAUUCCAACCCUUUGCCUGCCCAGCACAGCUGUUCUUGCUGGGCAAAUGGCACUACAACCCAUACCUAACACCCCAUGCGUUACCUUUUGAGACAGUACCUGCACCACUGUUUAUCUAGCUUACGUUGUGAAGGAGGAUGCAAGAGCUCUGUAUUAUGACUUUGUAUGCCAGGGUAGUGCCAUUUUUGUUAGACAGGCACCAUCUCACCUAAAUUCACAGGCAGCAGUUUAGGAAGCAUAGAGCCUCAAGCCUUCCUCUUCUUGUACAUUAAGACAGAAGCUUUGGUGGCAAAGGAAUUUUGAAAUGUGCUUCAAUUCCUCUGCGAUCCUUGCAUGAUUUCUCCCCAUCCAGUGGUAUCCACUAAAAUACUCAAGUUAAAACAAUUCCUCCAUAUUAUUUCUUCAUCCACGCUCAGCUCAAGAUCACUUUCUCAGUUAAGACCAGAGCACAGUCCUGCACAAACACUUCGCAAGGGGAAGAAAAAAGCCAAAGAAGCCAUCUUGAACCAAGUCACUUUAUUGGAUGGAGGGCAGUACACAAAACACAAGAGAAAAGAGGGCUGAUAUUUGGUACAGAGUAAAAGAACUGUUUAUCUAGAUAGCUGAAGAUGCAUGCAUUGCUGGACCAGUGAAGUAGAAGUCCCCCUGAAACCCACAGGGUGGUUCUUGGCAAGCCUUCAGCUGUCACUUUCCCCGAGGGUGUGCUUGUCAAACAGGUACUCUGCCAUGCCAUACUUGGGUGCCCCCAUCUUCCGCA